AAGACUGACAUCAUAUCACAGAACGCGGAAGUCCCAGUUCCCCAACCUCUCGCCCAAAUAUAUUUAGUUUUUGUACAGCAAAAGUGGACCAGAUCAGGGCACUACUUUGGGUCCAAUUGUGUUUCCACAGUGAGGAGAGAUGAGCAAAGGGAAGUCUAAAGGGCAGGAGAACAUGCCCAGCUCCCUCCUCAGCAUCCAGGAGAAUGAACGUCUUGUGGACCUGCUGGGCCGGAGAUGUGUGGCUAUGGCCACUGCUGUUGUGCAGCUCUAUAUGGCCCUUCCCAACAGUCCAGCCCACUGGAGUCUACAGCAUACCGGAGUGGUUUGUUUUGUCAAGGACAACCCACGCCGCUCAUACUUCAUCCGCCUUUAUGAUCUCAAGGAAGGGAAAAUGAUAUGGGAGCAAGAAUUAUACAAUCAGAUGACAUACUCCACUCCAAAGCAGUUUUUCCACAGUUUCCCAGCAGAUGAUUGCCAAGUGGGGCUAAACUUUGCAAAUGAGCAGGAAUCUGAGCUGUUCAGAAACACGGUAGAGGAAAAGAUCAACCAGCGAUCCAAUCGCCAAGAAAGAAGACAGAAUGUUCCAAAUGAAGGAAAACGAGCGCUACCACCCAUGCCACCAUCGAAUGGUCCAGUGAUGUCAGGUGGCAUGGCCACAACAGAUGGCCCAAACCCAGACAUUUUGGCCUCCCAGAAUCGAUCUCCUAGUGUCCCUGUGCCUGCACCUGCCAGCUUCAGCUUAUUAAAAAAGAAGGGCAAGAAGAAGGGACCUCGACUUACCAAGGCAGAUAUUGGAGCACCCAGUGGUUUUAAGCAUGUCACACAUGUAGGAUGGGAUCCAAACACUGGUUUUGAUACCAAUAAUCUGGACCCAGCCCUGAAAAAACUGUUUUCCUUUGCUGGAAUCAGUGAAGACCAACUAACAGAUAAAGAGACAUCCAAACUUAUCUUCGAUGUUAUUGAGCGGUCUGGUGGCCUGGAUGCUGUCAGAGAGGAGAUGAAUAAGCAGGAUGGAAUAGGUCCUCCAUCUCGGAGUAUUCCCCCAGUCCCUGGUGGUGCACCUGCAGCCCCUCCACCUCGUGGAGACCGGGGUCUUCCUCCCAUCCCUGGCCAACCUCCACCAGCUCCUCCAAACCGCAAUCAGAGACCUCCCCAACGUGGACCGCUUCCACCACCUCCUCCCACUGGAAGAGCUGGACCCCCACGUCCUCCACCUCCCUCUGGUGGUUACUCAGCUCACCCACCUCCUCCUCCCGGUGCUCCUAUGGGUGGAGGAGGAGCACCUCCCCCUCCCCCUCCCCCUCCACCUCCUCCACCUCCUGCUCCUGUCAGUAGCUCCAACAGUAGCAGCCCGGUUACUCCUUCUCCAAGUCCAGCAGGAGGCAGAGGAGCUUUAUUGGACCAGAUACGACAUGGCACCAAGCUUAAGAAUGUUACAGACAGUCCUGAUCCUCAUCCUACUUCACAAGAUCAAGGUGGGGAAGGCAUUGUUGGUGCGCUGAUGAUGGUGAUGCAGAAAAGAAGCAAAGUCAUUCAUUCCUCAGAUGAUGAAGAAGAUGAUGGAAUUGAGGAUGAAGAUGAUGAUGAAUGGGAUGACUAAUAUCAUUAUCCAUCUCUGGUAUAAACACCCUUGUGUACACACACACAUACACAAACACACACACGCACACACACACACACACACACACACACACACAGACACACACACACACAAAGGGAUACAUUCAUGUAUAAGUAUUGCAUUUGGUGGUUAAAGUAGAUAACAAGCUAUUAAAUGUGAAUAAUCUUAAUCCUUUAUUAUAUACCUAGGUGUCUUAGUAGGUAUUUGUAGGUACCUCAGUUCAUCUUGAUAUGAUAUCUAACAUGAAAAAUGAUAUCUAAGAUGAUUUCAUCCAAAUUGUUGUGAUCAUGUAAUUCUCUCAGUAAUAGUAAAAUACAUUUUUUCCACAGAAUUUAGACAUUACAGAACGUGGUUUACAUGUAAAUUGUUAUUUUGUCAAUCAUUUAGAUUUUUUUUUUUUUUUGCUCUUUUUGCUUUUGUUUGCCAUUUUGUUACUGGUACUGAUUGUAGGGGUAGAAAAUGUCACAGGCCACUAAAAACCAUGCAUUUAAGGAUUGAGGUAGUAACAAAUCUAAGUAUUAUUAAAACUGAAUAAAGCAAAUUCACUGUGCAAUCUUUGAGAAUA
This is a messenger RNA of Hemibagrus wyckioides, 2186 nucleotides long. It is a transcript of the gene wasb, whose product is annotated as WASP actin nucleation promoting factor b. Bases 140 to 1600 code for a protein of 486 amino acids. The transcript is spliced from 12 exons. NCBI's taxonomy places the organism in Eukaryota, Metazoa, Chordata, Actinopteri, Siluriformes, Bagridae. The record is from RefSeq and is a predicted model, not a curated record. Gene Ontology annotation, biological process: actin filament polymerization. Gene Ontology annotation, molecular function: microtubule binding; actin binding. Gene Ontology annotation, cellular component: cytoplasm; actin filament.